Molecule: messenger RNA, 1858 nt
Organism: Oryzias melastigma (Indian medaka)
Lineage: Eukaryota; Metazoa; Chordata; Actinopteri; Beloniformes; Adrianichthyidae
Gene: nudt18
Product: nudix (nucleoside diphosphate linked moiety X)-type motif 18
Exons: 7
Coding region: 116-1126 (336 amino acids)
Molecular function (GO): magnesium ion binding; 8-oxo-dGDP phosphatase activity; 8-oxo-GDP phosphatase activity
Source: RefSeq, a predicted model, not a curated record
CCCGAUUAAAAAGUCUGAACUGAAGUCUGAAAAUCUCCGGAAGUUGAAGACUGGACUUCCGGUUUGGUUUAUUGACGAAGAUGUGAAGAUCUUUAAGGAUUCAACAGGAAAAGACAUGGAGGUGACAUCACAGCGGCUGGUGGAGGAGCAGGUGGAGCGGCUGCUGAGUGGUCAGGGGUCAGAGGUCAGCGUCUGCGAUGUCGGCGUAGAGCAGAGCAAGCCGGCGGCGCUCAGGAAGAACAUCACCUACAUCGUCGGCGCCGUCAUCUUCAAUGAGAAGGAGGAGGUGCUGAUGGUGCAGGAGGCCAAGCCGGACUGUUACAAGCAGUGGUACCUUCCUGCAGGGAGGGUGGAGGUGGGGGAGAGCCUGGAGGAGGCCCUCAGGAGGGAGGUGAAGGAGGAGGCGGGGUUUGACUGUGAGCCAAUCACCAUGCUGCUCAUCCAGGAGCAAGGCCCGCAGUGGAUCCGCUUUAUCUUCCUCGCCAGGAUCUCAGGUGGGAGUCUGAAGAGUCUGGAUGCAGCAGACCAGGAGUCUCUGCAGGCCGCCUGGUGGGACAGACAGACCCCCCUCCCCCUCAGGGGGCGGGACAUCCUGCGCCUCAUCGAACACGGACUCAAGUACCGCAGGAAUCCCUGGCAUCCGGUCACUCUGCCGGUUGACCUGAGCUGCCGUCACGUGGUGCAGAGGAUGGUCCUGGUCUUUGUCGGUGCUGAAGAUCAGAUCUGGAUCCUGCUGGUCCGAGCCUCAGUGCCUCAUCUCCCCACCGCCGCGGCGGUAAAGACCCAUGCGGUGACAUGGGCGGCCAACAUGGUGGUGCAGGACGCCAUGCCGGCAUCGUACUACGACCACGACGUCACCACGCUGGGCGUGUUUGGACUGCAGCACAACGGGCGGCAGCACGGGCGCACGGACGGCGUCUGCUUCAACACGCUGGUGGCGCUCAUGCCUGACCGCGUGCAGCGUAACGAGGACGGACUGAAGGUGGAGCUCCCGCCUGCCGGGAAGCCCCCACCUAUAGAGAACCCUCGAUACGUCUGGUUUCAGGUUCAAAAUCUGGAUCUCAGAGAGAAACUUCUAGAGAAAACCAAAAACACCUCCCUGCUGCCCAUUCACAGCCUGUACUGAGCAUGCUCAGUGACGACAAGCCACAGCUUUGGUCCUGUAAGGGUUACAAUCAGGAACCAGUGAAAGAACCCCCCAGACUGAUUAUGGACUGGUCCUCGGGACGCGGUACCAGAUGCAGAACUUUCCUUGGACUGGUCCUCGGGACGCGGUACCAGAUGCAGAACUUUCCUUGGACUGGUCCUCGGGACGCGGUACCAGAUGCAGAACUUUCCUGGGACUGGUCCUCAGGACGCGGUACCAGAUGCAGAACUUUCCUGGGACUGGUCCUCGGGACCAGAUGCAGAACUGUCAGUCGACUGGUCCUCGGGACGCGGUACCAGAUCCAAAACUGUCAGUGGACUUGUUCUCAGGACGCGGUACCAGAUGCAGAACUGUCUGUGGACUGGUCCUCGGGACCAGAUGCAGAACUGUCAGUGGACUGGUCCUCAGGACGCGGUACCAGAUGCAGAACUGUCUGUGGACUGGUCCUCGGGACACGUCCAGUACUGGUAUCUGAACUGGUAGCAGAAGCGAACCGGGCUAGGGUCUGGGUUCUGGUGCGCUCCAUGUCCCGUUACUGGACCAGUUCCAGUUUGCAGCCCGGAGGUUGUGGACCUCUGAUUCUGAGAAAGUUUAGUAGAAAUGUUUGGACUGAUCCUGUUUUCAGUGUUACAGCAUUGAUGCACUUUAACUGAGUUACAUGAAGAAAACAGUUUGAUAAUUUAUGAAUAAAAUCUCUGAGUGAAACAGAAA